AUGAACCAGUGCUCCGAACAGCUAGGUAAACCUUUAGAAUGCAUUAAUCUUGUUUUGUACAUCUUUCGCGGCAGACCCCUGAAACCCACCGAACUCCUCACAGACCGAAAUAUCACCGAGAAUGGAAAGAUUGUUGGCGUUCUUCGUCCUACUCCACCCUCUUCUUCACAGCCUCAAAAGAAUGAGGCUGCUUCCAAAACUCCAACUCAGUCUGUAUCAGAGCAGAAGCCUUCUUCUCCAGUUGUUCAAGCUCCAUCAGUUGCUUCCAGAGCCCCUACCACGUUCCCUCGACCCGAAGACUCCAUUCAGAGUGAUCAUCCGGUAGCUCAGCUGAUGCGCGAUCGCAUUCAAAGUGCCUUCGCUGACAAUUCUCUCUCUUCGUUCUCCACAAACGCAGACACCACGGACGGGAUGAGCGACGAAGCAUACGCGAUGCAACAGCUGGGAUUGGCGGAGUAUCGCGAGGCUUUGGAAGAGUGCGUGCGAUUCCCCAUCAGGGUUCAGCGGUUUUUAAGCCUGAUCAGUGAGAAGGACGAGCGCCUGUAUAAUAUCAUACAGAAUAACCGAGAACUCCUCGCUGAUUACAUAAUGAAGUUGGAACCGGCGCCGAGACAACCGAGAGGAAAUCAGGUCGUGUUGGAACAAAAGGACAUGGAUUGCAUUCGACAGCUCAUGGAUCUCGGCUUCUCGCAGCAGGAAAGCACGAUCGCGUAUCUGUCGUGUGAUCGGAAUAUGGAGUUGGCAGCUUCGUUCCUUUUUGAGAAUCAGUGA
Molecule: messenger RNA, 771 nt
Organism: Blastocystis hominis
Lineage: Eukaryota; Bigyra; Opalinata; Blastocystidae
Exons: 7
Coding region: 1-771 (256 amino acids)
Biological process (GO): nucleotide-excision repair
Molecular function (GO): protein binding
Source: RefSeq, a predicted model, not a curated record